Messenger RNA from Magallana angulata, 519 nucleotides. Its product is annotated as putative nuclease HARBI1. Bases 1 to 519 code for a protein of 172 amino acids. The record is from RefSeq and is a predicted model, not a curated record. NCBI's taxonomy places the organism in Eukaryota, Metazoa, Mollusca, Bivalvia, Ostreida, Ostreidae. The transcript is spliced from 2 exons.
AUGGCGACGUACCUACUGUUGCAACGCGCACUUAGAAGAGAAAGGGUUUUCCGCGAUAGGAGUCAGCCGCUAGACUCUCUGGAUGACGUGGAUUUGAUCUCACGGUACAGAUUUCCGAGGAGAGUUCUUUUAGAACUUAUUGAUGCUGUUGAUGCCACAUGUAGACCGGCAACGAAUAGAUCCUACUCUAUUCCCACACAACUGCAGGUGUUGUGCACCUUGCGAUUUAUGGCGAAAGCGGACUUUUUUUCGGAAGUGGGAGAUAUCCACGGUAUAUCCAAGUCUUCAGUCUGCGUGUUUUUACCAAGAGUGUGCCGAGCACUGAAUGCGUUUCUACACAUAGACUUCCCAACAGAUGCCCAAACUCUUUUGAAAAUGAAGGAAGGAUUUUAUGCCAUUGCACAUUUUCCUAAUGUUGUGGGUGCCAUAGAUGGCACGCUUAUUCCUAUUCGGGGCAUGAACGGGGAGGAUGAGCCUGUUUAUGUCUGUCGCAAGAACUUCCAUGCCUUGAAUAUUUAA